UAGCAUUUUAUUUUGUGACAAAAUAUUUGAUUUAUAAUUCCAUCCACUCUUCUGUCACCGAAUCUCCUUCAUUUAGGUGUGUCGCAGAAGGUCUCCAUAUCUUUCCCGAUGGCUGCGCGAGCCCUAUUGACCAGAAAAACCCUAGCAUCGGUGCUCCGCAAUGACGCGAGGCCUCUCGGAGUAGGCGCAGCGGUGGCUACUCAUUCCCGCGGUUUGCAUGUGUACACGCUACCUGAUCUAGACUACGACUAUGGCGCACUGGAGCCAGCCAUCAGCGGUGAAAUCAUGCAGCUCCACCACCAGAAGCACCAUCAGACUUACAUCACCAACUACAACAAGGCUCUUGAGCAGCUCCAAGAUGCCGUUGCCAAGGCCGAUUCCUCUGCCGUCGUUAAGCUCCAGGCCGCCAUCAAGUUCAACGGCGGAGGUCAUAUCAACCAUUCUAUUUUCUGGAAAAAUCUAGCUCCUGUUCGUGAAGGAGGUGGUGAACCACCGAAGGGUCCACUGGGAUGGGCUAUUGACACGCAUUUUGGCUCUUUUGAAGCAUUGAUACAAAAAGUUAAUGCAGAAGGUGCAGCACUGCAGGGGUCUGGUUGGGUGUGGCUUGGUCUGGACAAAGAGUUGAAGAGGCUUGUAGUUGAAACCACUGCCAACCAGGUAAACUGA
Vigna umbellata (rice bean) is the source of this 666-nucleotide messenger RNA. NCBI's taxonomy places the organism in Eukaryota, Viridiplantae, Streptophyta, Magnoliopsida, Fabales, Fabaceae. The record is from RefSeq and is a predicted model, not a curated record.